Molecule: messenger RNA, 951 nt
Organism: Orycteropus afer afer
Lineage: Eukaryota; Metazoa; Chordata; Mammalia; Tubulidentata; Orycteropodidae
Gene: RNF182
Product: ring finger protein 182
Source: RefSeq, a predicted model, not a curated record
CAUGUGGCCUUUUUCAUAUGCGUUUGAGACAGAGAGUUGGAUGCAGAAGAUGAAAAUGCCUGGAAGAUUCCUGGUUUCUUUCAAUACAUUCCCACCCUUACUACAUCUCGGCCUGAUGUGGAUGAUAUGCUGUUCUGAAGGCACCUUAAUCUAAGUCAAACCUUCAAGAGAAACGUCUGGCAGGAGAUUGUACACAUAUAAGUCAAAAUGGCCAGCCAACCACCAGAAGAUGCCACAGAGUCACAGGUCUCGGACGAGCUAGAGUGCAAGAUCUGCUAUAACCGGUACAACCUGAAACAGAGGAAACCCAAAGUGCUGGAAUGUUGCCACAGGGUUUGUGCCAAAUGCCUCUACAAGAUCAUUGACUUUGGGGACUCCCCACAAGGGGUCAUCGUGUGUCCCUUCUGUAGGUUUGAGACUUGCCUUCCGGAUGAUGAAGUCAGCAGCCUGCCUGAUGACAAUAACAUCCUUGUGAAUUUGACUUGUGGAAGCAAAGGAAAGAAGUGCCUGCCGGAGAACCCCACUGAGCUGCUGCUGACCCCCAAAAGACUGGCCUCUCUUGUGAGUCCUUCACACACGUCCUCCAACUGCUUGGUCAUAACCAUCAUGGAGGUGCAGCGUGAGAGCUCCCCAUCCCUCAGCUCUACGCCUGUGGUGGAGUUUUAUAGGCCUGCCAGCUUUGACUCUGUUACCACCGUGUCACACAACUGGACUGUAUGGAACUGCACGUCCCUGCUUUUCCAGACAUCAAUCCGGGUGUUGGUUUGGUUGCUAGGUUUGCUCUACUUCAGCUCCUUGCCCUUAGGGAUCUACUUACUGGUAUCUAAGAAAGUCACCCUUGGGGUCGUCUUUGUCAGCCUCGUUCCUUCUAGCCUUGUUAUCCUCAUGGUGUAUGGCUUUUGCCAGUGUGUCUGUCAUGAAUUUUUAGACUGUAUGGCACCUCCCUCUUAA